Messenger RNA from Striga asiatica, 1167 nucleotides. The record is from the annotation of a GenBank genome assembly. Lineage: Eukaryota; Viridiplantae; Streptophyta; Magnoliopsida; Lamiales; Orobanchaceae.
AUGCCUCAAAUAAUCCAGGCUUUUUCCACAGUGUUACGCGUUGUCCAAAACGUGUAUCUUCUUCCAGAAGCCCCAUCCAAUCCCUACUCUGAAGUAAACUCACUCGGGAGUGGUGAUGAUGGAGAACCAGUCCAUGCCAUCGGGAUCCGCAAUCUUGGAGACCACAAAGAACCUCGGCACAAUAAACAGAUUCCCAGCCUUGAUAGUCGUCUCAAGUACCCGCUUACCGUCCACGCCCACAACCUGUACCCGUCCACUCCCCCUCACAAUGUAAGUCACCUGAAGAGCCGAGUCACACGAGAAGCCCGGAGAGCACAUGGCCCUACCAUUCAACCUAACGAGGUCUGCCCCAAGCCCGACUUCCCCAACCAGCGGCAAAUUCUUGGUGUUCAACACCACCACCUUGCCCCCACCCUUGAUGUCGACAUCGAGAGGAGCCUCCUCGCAGUUAAGGGCCAUGCCUUUGUAGUGAUCCUUCUUGGGCUCGGGGAAUUUGGAAUUCGGGCUGAGCUUUACGAUGCCGUGGCCCGGUUGGCUGGAGACGAGGGCUUUGGCAGUGGGCUCGUCGACAUCCCAGGCCCGGCUGACGAAUUCGAGGCCUUUGGGGCCGGUGAGGAAGAAGUCGGUGAAGGAGCCGCGGUUAUGGGCCUUGGAGGUGUCUCCGAGGAAGAGGAUGACGAGUUCUGGGUCGGAAUUGUUGAGGUACCAGGUGACCACACCGAAUGGGAGGGCUAUGGCGUCUCCCUUUUUGAUGGGGAGAACUUUUUCUUCCUUUUCAGGGAGGAUAAUUCCGGCCAUCCCGCUGCCUGGAAAAAAAAAUAUGGUUGGGGUAAUAUGUCGAGCAGGAAGAAUGCAAUUGGUUUUAAAUGGAUCAAAUUAAUUAAUCUCGUUUUAAGUGGCAUGCAUGAAAACAUAAGCAACCUUAGCAGAAUCGGAGUAUCGAGGGGGAGCAAAGCCGUUCUUCUCAAGGGCGAGCUUAGCAGCGCCGAUGUUGCCUUCACGGAGCAUCGACAGCUCGUCGGGGCUCCAGGCGUAGUACGCGCCGCCAUCUCCGCCGUAGAUCUUCUUCGCCAACUUUGGUGUCAAGUCGAGCUCCAUCGUCUCUACUUUAUCUCUCUAAAGCAAACAGAAACUAAAAACAAUCCAAUAAAAAACGCAAACGAUUGA